CGUCAGUGCAGCCUAGAAAUUCAACUUUUAAACUUAUCUGUCAAAAUUAAGUUUGCAAUAGAUCUAUCAAUACAAGCAGAUAUAUUCAGUAUGCUAGGCCCACUAUAGGCUGUCGUGUUCUGUACACGCCAUUGAGCAAUCACAAAGGUCCCGUGGCGUUUUGAGAUAGUUAGCCUAUACCACUCACAAAUGUAUUUAGUAUCCAAACCAACAAGGAAGUAGAAUGAAUUUCCCGAUGUGACUAUAGAUAAGACUGUUACUGAUUACCGAUUACUUUUUAUGACUUAAUCAAUUCACAGAGUAAAAGUAAAAGUUAAACAACAAAUAUUCCCAUAUUCCAUAAAAACAUUACCUCUUUUUUUGUUAUAAUAAAACUGCCAGUAAAGUUUACAUACAAAUCAACCAAGUGGACGCAGAAGCAAGAGCAUUUUUAUCUGAAUUUAGCGUUUAAAAAAGCCGACUGAACAUUCAUACAAUUUUUCUGAGACUGCUUAAGUAAAAUUUUGGGGACAACAUAACACUGCCCUUAAAAUCCAAAAUGUAUAGGCUAUGUCAUGGUCUGCUCAUAUGCGUAGUCCAUUUCGGUCUUAUAGCAAACGUGUAAAAUGGCUAAAGAGGUAAUAGGUAAAGAGGCGAAAACCUCCCACCCAUUUCAUGACACCAACAUUACCAAGUUGCGCUCUUGUUGCACAACUACGAAUUGACGAACAUCGUGUACAUUAACCAAAGGUUGCCAACCAGAUUAGCGGUACUACACCUGUUUUUGUCUCGUAUUUAUACCCAAGACUAGACAAGAACUUAUAAAGGACGGUUAGAUCCAGAUUCUCUGAUGAUUCCGCUCCUGGCUGAUUAUUUUAAUAUAAAGCACGUGGACUGAAUGUUUGCACGCCAGCACAUGAUCAAUACGAUACACCAGAUAACUUUUUUUUUUACAGGCUUUGGACAGAAAAAAUAAUUUAUAUUACAAAUAUGUUGCUCGGUCUCAGUCCGAACCUUUGGCCAUUCUGCUAUUCCCAUGGAUGCGAGCCGGCAGUAAACAUGCUGACAAGUAACAAAUUACUGUGGGCGUCAUAUUGUUGGCCUCUCUUGUCUCUCAUGCGCCUACAAGUAAAUAAAUACGAGAUUCGCCUGUCCCUCCUUUUGAAUGCCAUGUUUUCAUGAACAGACACGCGUUUUGCAUUGUUACGAAGUUUAAUAAUGAGCUAUUUCACAACAAUUUAGUGGAUUAUAUGAAGAAUUAUUAACAGCACAGUUAAAAUCAAAAUACACAAAACAAAAACAGGGUAAUGCGUGUGCAUAUUUAAGUGCAGACAAAGCGGUUAUCGCUUUUAUAUAGCAAAUUCAUUAAUUCCUUGAUAUACCUGCCAGGUAAUAUAGUCAAUCUUAGAAAAUCAAUAGUGAUGGAAUUUGUAAAUUAAGAUGUGAAACAUAGAAAUUAUCUUAAAUAAAAAAUAGAAUACUGUUUUAAGUCUCCGGGCAGUCUCUGGCCAUUUUGGGACCACAAGAUGGCGAGCUGUCUAACUAACCUGAUUUAUGUAAUAGAUCAGCUUAUUGAUUCAAUUAGUGGAGCCCAAUCCUGACUUGUCACAGGUCUGGAAACUGGUCGCGUCACAUGCAGCCCGGAUGCUAAACUGAUUUUGAACGAAAGCAGAUAUCGGACUGUGCAGAAAGAACCGUUUCGUCAGUAAUAAAAUAUUACAUUUAAACAAGAUUUUUUAAACUGAGUAGAUUUACAGUUCUACGAGUGAAUGAUGUUUCCCACCUUCAGAUGGAGCUCCAAACCUCUCACAGCUGUGGCCUUUCGCUUCCUGGGCCUCAACAUAAACAAGAUUUUUUUACACUUUAAAGAAACGUUGGGAGCGAGCAAAUGGAAUGAGAAAGGAGGUGAAAAAACUAUUGAAUAAUUCUUAUUUUUUUCUUUAUUUCAUUCUGUCAAGGGAGCUUUUGAAAAAAACGUUUGACGUUUACGUGUUGUUAUCAGAUUGAUGGGCUGGUUUGAUUGAAGUGGCUUUGUCAUGCAAAUGUCAGCCGUUUGAUGGAUGGUCUCAGUUCACUGACAAACUUCUGGCGGCCCCUGGCAAUUGGCGCCGUGGUGGUCACGUGUUUUGCCACUGAGGUGAUAUGUGUUGCGGGGAUGCCCAAACGAAUGCACGAAGAGAAGUUUUAUUAUGUUUUCACUGCAUUGACAUCCCACGCAGGACAGGAGGAAUCCCCCCGAAACGCAGGCUGACCCUCCGUCAUCAUCAGCACAUGGACAAUUCUAGAAUGAACUCUUUCCUGGAGUACACUAUCUUUAACCGCGGGACUAAUGCCUACUCACCCAAACCAGCUUAUCAUCAUCUGGACCAAGGUAUUACGGCUCCUUUCCCCGUUGCCAAUGGCACAACUGACGCCUACAACAGUGAUGGACGGUUUUUCGUGGCUGACAGUGCCCAGGCCGUCUCUGAUCCACAUCAGCACCAGAGCGCAAACUUCGCGCAUCACCACUCACAGCCCAGCUUCUCGGGCAUAGGGACCUCUUACGCCAACGCAGGGGCACCCGCGUAUGGGCCACAGGGCUCCAACCUGGACUACGGGCACCAUCAAUAUUUCGUGAGCCAAGAGCAGGACACGGUGUACUUCCAGUCAUCCGGGAUUAACGCUUCAAGCAUCGGGUCCAACUUCGUUUACAGCGGGGCGCCGGGGGCGGUUCCUGCGGGCCCGUAUCAGCAGCACGGCUGUGUGGGGCAGGAGCAUCAGCAGGGGUAUCUUCAGAACACCUACGCCGACUUGUCUCCUUCCCGAGACGGGCAAAAGGACUUGAACUGUCAGCCAGAACAAAUAUCAUCGGGAAAGACCUUCGACUGGAUGAAAGUAAAGAGGAACCCGCCGAAGACAGCUAAAGUUGUGGAUUAUGGAAUUGGUCAACAGAACACAAUUCGGACCAACUUCACCACCAAGCAGCUGACCGAGCUCGAGAAGGAGUUUCACUUCAACAAGUACCUCACCAGGGCCCGGCGCGUGGAAAUCGCCGCUACCUUGGAGCUAAACGAAACCCAGGUGAAAAUCUGGUUCCAGAAUCGCAGGAUGAAACAGAAAAAACGCGAGAAAGAAGGCCUUGCACCGUCUGUCAACCGGGCUUCGCCCAAGGAUCUGGGAGACAACUCGGACCAUUCUACCUCUCCGUCUCCGGGAGGGUCCCCCAGCUCGGAAACCUCAUGAAACAGACUCAUCUGACAUUUCACCCGUUAACGCCGUUAUCGCAGUGAGAGGACUCCAACACUCCAUUAUACAUGAUGAAGUGGCUUUUCGUUGUCAUUUCAUAAAUCAAUGAAAAUGUUUGUUUUUACUUUACUCAGAUAAUGGCUUUUUGAAUUGUACUACUGAGAUGAACGAGCACAGGUCCUUGGCCUACAGUGAUUUGACGGUAUGCGUAGUCACUCCUGGCGCGUGGACGGUCGCAGAGACGCGUCCAAAAUACUGUUUUUCAGGACGGUACACAGCUCACGAACUUUGCUCUUCAAACCCAAGUGGGAGACGCACUUUUGCAUGUUUACAUAAUUUAAGGGAGCACACGCGUUUUACCUGAACGAUUUACAAUUACAUUACAGGGAGCCAACUGGCAAAGUUGUAUUAGUUUUUAAAUGUAGAGUUUAUUUUCUUUUUGGAACGUUUUGAUGUAUUAUUUCAUUUGUAUAUAUAAAGGGGAAGUCUAGAUAUCAAUAACGCUAACGAUAGUUUUUGUUGUUUGCACCUAAGGGUUACAGGGUAUGUACAUUCACCAAAUAAAUUUUUAAAAUAGGCGAAGAGUCAUCAAUAUUAAUUUGGGGAAAUUAUAUACGUACAAAUCUGUCUGAAAAGCAGUGGUUAUGUUAUGAAAUAGAUGUUCGAAUGAAUGAAUGAAUGACAUUCGCCAUAUGUAUUUCGGGACUGGAAUAUGGCCUCCAUAAGGAAAUUUACUUUCGUGCUUUAUUUCACAUACCCGAAUAUGCAGACUUCGUGACAAAAUUUAUUUUUUUAUAUUCCUGGUUUCAACGCAGUUAAAAGAUCAGUGACGACAAAGAAUGUCUAUAUUUUCCGAGGGAAAUUAUCAUGUUCAAAUACGUAAAUAAGUAAAUAAAAACCAACAAAUUAAUAAAUAAACCACAAUGAUGAACAAAAUGAUUUUGGGGUAAAGCAAAGUUUGCAAUUUUCCGUUAGGCAUUUUUAAGACGCCAGACAGUGAGCUGUGGUAAGUAUGCAGAGGGGCUGAGUUUUAUUAGUUGAAGUCUGCACUGUAUUGAGUCCCCGUGAAACGUACGUUUCGUUUUUGCAACUACCUCAAAUAAAACUGU
Anguilla anguilla (European eel) is the source of this 4313-nucleotide messenger RNA. RefSeq names its product homeobox protein Hox-B1-like. Gene Ontology annotation, biological process: regulation of transcription by RNA polymerase II. The record is from RefSeq and is a predicted model, not a curated record. Gene Ontology annotation, molecular function: RNA polymerase II cis-regulatory region sequence-specific DNA binding; DNA-binding transcription factor activity, RNA polymerase II-specific. NCBI's taxonomy places the organism in Eukaryota, Metazoa, Chordata, Actinopteri, Anguilliformes, Anguillidae. Bases 2122 to 3201 code for a protein of 359 amino acids. Gene Ontology annotation, cellular component: nucleus. The transcript has 2 exons.